CGCGAGGUGAGGCGGCCCGGCGCGGCGCGGUGCCCGGUGCGGGCCCCAGGCGAGCGCGGCUAGGCCCUGCGCGGCGGUGGCAGCGCGAGGCCCCGGAGGCGGCCGUGCCGGGCAUGCUGGGCCGCAGCGGCGCGGAAGUGUUUUUGGCAGGUGUGGAGAACUUAUUUUUCUUCCAGGAGUAUUUGGAUAUUUAUAAUAUUUGUGUGCCAUACAGAACAGGAAGAAUGGCCUCAAGCUGAUGUGUAUCUAUCGCAUGUUCCAGGGCCAGACCACAGGACUCUAUGGGCCAGAAGUUCCACUAUGAGACGAGGUGGAUGGAGGAAGCGAGCUGAAAAUGAUGGCUGGGAGAAAUGGGUGUGUUUUAAAAGAAUAAAAAUAAUUAUAUUGCAUUUUCUAGGGUGGGUAUAUGGCUGCCAAGGUCCAAAAAUUGGAGGAACAGUUUCGUUCAGAUGCUGCUCUGCAGAAGGAUGGAAGUUCAUCUACAAUUUUUAGUGGAGUUGCCAUCUAUGUUAAUGGAUAUACAGAUCCUUCUGCUGAGGAAUUGAGAAAAUUAAUGAUGUUGCACGGAGGACAGUAUCAUGUUUAUUAUUCUAGAUCCAAAACAACACACAUUAUUGCCACAAAUCUUCCCAAUGCCAAAAUUAAAGAAUUAAAAGGAGAAAAAGUAAUUCGACCAGAAUGGAUUGUGGAGAGCAUCAAGGCUGGACGGCUUUUGUCCUGCAUUCCCUAUCAGUUGUACAGCAAGCAAUCGAAUGCACAGAAGGGUCUCAGCUUCAAUCCUGUGUGCAAACCAGGGGAUCCUGUGCCCGGUCCAAGCAAUAUAACCAAGCAGUUCACCAACAGGGUAAAUCACAUAAUUAAGAAGAUUGAGACAGAAAAUGAAGUCAAAGUCAAUGGAAUGAACAUUUGGAAUGAAGAAGACGCAGGUGAUGAUUUUAAUUUUGUGGAGCUGGAGCAGAUUUCUCCAGGAAAGAAACAAAAUGGAAUUCCGCAUCCCAGAGAUAGCACUGCUAUUUUUAAUGGACAUGCUCACAGUUCGAAUGGUGCCUUAAAGACACAGGAUUGUGCGGUGCUCUCGGGUGCCGGCGCUGCCAGCAGGCUUUCUCCAGACCUCACCCCAGAAGAGGAGAAGGCUGAGAGAAGCAGCGCCAACCUCAGAGACUGCAGCACGCCCCCAUCCCAGCACAGCGCCAGUCACCCAGAUGUUCCUCGGAAUCCAUACAGAACUCACUCCUUCCCGUUAGCAUCUUUGCACAGUAACUCUAAGCUAAACGGUGCUCACCACUCCACGGUUCAGGGGCCUUCAAGCACAAAAAGCACUUCUGUAGUACCUGCUGCCAGCAAGGCAGCCCCUUCAGUGCCAUCCAAACCUUCAGACUACAAUUUCAUUUCGGACUUCUAUUCCCGUUCAAGACUGCAUCACAUAUCAACUUGGAAGUGUGAACUGACCGAGUUUGUCAAUGCCCUACAAAGAAAGAGUAGUGGUAUCUUUCCAGGAAGGGAAAAGUUAAAAAAAAUGAAAACAGGCAGGUCUUCACUUGUUGUAACUGACACAGGAAAUAUGUCAGUAUUGAGUUCACCCAGACAUCAGAGCUGUAUAAUGCAUGUUGAUAUGGAUUGCUUCUUUGUAUCAGUGGGUAUACGAAAUAGACCAGAUCUCAAAGGAAAACCAGUGGCUGUUACAAGUAACAAAGGAACAGGGAGGGCACCUUUGCGUCCUGGUACCAACCCCCAGUUGGAGUGGCAGUAUUACCAGAAUAAAAUCCUGAAAGGCAAAGCAGCAGAGAUACCAGACUCAUCAAUGUGGGAGAAUCAAGAUUCAGCACAAAUAAAUGGCAUAGAUUCUGUUUUGUCAAAGGCUGAAAUUGCAUCUUGUAGUUACGAAGCCAGACAAGUUGGCAUUAAGAAUGGAAUGUUCUUUGGGCAAGCUAAGCAGCUUUGUCCAAAUCUUCAGGCUGUUCCAUAUGAUUUUCAUGCAUAUAAGGAAGUUGCACGAAGGAUGUAUGAAACAUUGGCAAGCUAUACACAUAACAUCGAAGCUGUCAGUUGUGAUGAAGCGUUGGUAGAUAUCACAGAAAUCCUUGCAGAGACCAGACUUACUCCUGAUGAGUUUGCAAAUGCUGUACGAAUGGAGAUUAAAGACCAGACUAAAUGUGCUGCCUCUGUUGGGAUUGGUUCUAAUAUCCUCCUGGCCAGAAUGGCAACUAGAAAAGCAAAACCCGAUGGCCAAUAUCAUUUAAAACCAGAAGAAGUAGAUGAUUUCAUUAGAGGCCAGCUAGUUACUAAUCUACCAGGAGUCGGACGUUCGAUGGAAUCCAAGUUGGCAUCUUUGGGAAUUAAAACUUGUGGAGAUUUGCAGUAUAUGACCAUGGCAAAACUUCAAAAAGAAUUUGGUCCUAAAACAGGUCAGAUGCUGUAUAGGUUCUGCCGUGGUUUGGAUGACAGACCAGUUCGAACUGAAAAAGAAAGAAAAUCUAUUUCAGCUGAAAUCAACUAUGGAAUAAGAUUCACACAGCCAAAAGAAGCAGAAGCUUUUCUUCUGAAUCUUUCAGAAGAAAUUCAACGACGACUUGAAACUGCUAGCAUGAAGGGCAAACGUCUGACCCUCAAAAUCAUGGUCCGGAAGCCGGGAGCCCCUGUAGAAACUGCAAAAUUUGGAGGCCAUGGAAUUUGUGACAACAUAACCAGGACCGUAACUCUUGAUCAGGCAACAGAUAAUGCAACAAUCAUUGGAAAAGCCACACUAAACAUGUUUCAUACAAUGAAAUUAAAUAUAUCAGAUAUGAGAGGGGUUGGGAUUCAAGUGAAUCAACUGGUUCCAAAUAAUAUGAACCCUUCCUUGGGUCGCCCAUCCAUUGCCUCAAACCACUUUCCUGGGGGAUCACAUUCUGUCCUUGACUUGUUCCAUGUUCAGAAAGCUAAGAAGUCUGCAGAGGAGGAGCACAAGGAAGUAUUUCUAGCUGCUAUGGAUUUGGAAAUAUCAUCUGCUUCUAGAACUUGCACUUUCCUGCCAUCCUUUUCUACACAUCUGACAUCAAAUAUCAGUCCUUUUAGUAGCAAAGCUGAGUCUUCAGGGAAAUGGAAUGGUCUACAUUCUCCCAUCAGUUUAAAAUCAAGACUUAACCUGAGUAUAGAGGUUCCAUCACCUUCUCAGCUUGACCAGUCUGUUCUAGAAGCCCUUCCACCUGACCUCCGGGAACAAAUAGAACAAGCUUGUGCUAUUCAGCAAGGAGAACUGCAUGGUGACAAAAAGAAAGAACCAGUAAAUGGCUGUAGUACAGGAAUUUUGCCACAAACAGUUGGGACAGUUUUGUUACAAAUACCAGAGCCUCCAGACACAAACAGUGACACAGGAAUCAAUGUGAUAGCCCUUCCAGCAUUUUCACAGGUGGACCCAGAGGUGUUUGCUGCUCUUCCGCCUGAGCUUCAGAGGGAGCUGAAAGCAGCAUAUGAUCAGAGACAGAGGCAAGGAGAAAACACUGCUCACCAGCCGACAGCAGGCACGUCUGUGCCUAAAAAUCCAUUACUUCAGCUAAAACCAGCAACAAUGAAAGAGAAGAAAAGAAACAAGAAAAAGAAUCCCAUCAGUCCUUCAAAAAGGGUUCAGAGUCCUUUGAAAAACAAGAUGCUUAAUAGUCCUGCAAAACUUCUGCCUGGGGCACAUGAGAGUCCUCAGAAGUUAAUUGAUGGAUUUCUAAAACACGAGGUUCCAGUAUCUGAGAAACCUCUGGAAGAGCCUUCUGCCUCCACAUCAGGUGUGCUAAGUCUUUGUGACAUGCAACCUAAUCCUUCCAGCUGUGUGAGACCCCUGCCACCCAACCUAGCUGGAGCUGUAGAAUUCAGUGAUGUGAAGACCUUGCUCAAGGAAUGGAUAACUACUAUUUCAGAUCCAAUGGAAGAAGACAUCCUUCAAGUUGUGAAAUACUGUACUGAUCUAAUAGAAGAAAAAGAUCUGGAGAAACUGGAUCUAGUCAUAAAGUACAUGAAGAGGUUGAUGCAGCAGUCGGUGGAAUCGGUUUGGAAUAUGGCAUUUGACUUUAUUCUUGACAAUGUUCAGGUGGUUUUACAACAAACUUAUGGAAGCACAUUAAAAGUUACAUAGUCAGGGAGCCUGGUUCUUUCUGCUAGCUGUGCCAUAAGUGCUUGUGAGGUAUUUGCAAAGUGCAUGAUAGUAAUGCUCUGAGUUUUUUUAUAUUUAAUUUCUUUUUAAGCAAGUGUUUUGUACAUUUCUUUUUAAUAAGUGCCAAAUUUGUCAGUAUUGCAUGUAAAUAAUUGUGUUAAUUCUUUUACUGUAGUAUAGAUUCUAUUUACAAAAAUGUUUGUUUAUAAAGUUUUAUGGAUUUUUACAGUGAAGUGUUUACAGUUGUUUAAUAAAGAACUGUAUGUA
This is a messenger RNA of Sorex araneus (European shrew), 4387 nucleotides long. RefSeq names its product REV1 DNA directed polymerase (gene REV1). NCBI's taxonomy places the organism in Eukaryota, Metazoa, Chordata, Mammalia, Eulipotyphla, Soricidae. The record is from RefSeq and is a predicted model, not a curated record. Gene Ontology annotation, cellular component: nucleus. Bases 407 to 4102 code for a protein of 1231 amino acids. The transcript is spliced from 24 exons. Gene Ontology annotation, molecular function: DNA-directed DNA polymerase activity; deoxycytidyl transferase activity; damaged DNA binding. Gene Ontology annotation, biological process: error-prone translesion synthesis; error-free translesion synthesis.